AUGGUGUCGCCAGAUGUCGCACAGUACAAUCUCCAUCCGUGGGCCAUCAUCGUGCUACCAAUCCCUCUAGCUGUCUUGUCAACCAUCGCAAUCUCAAUACGCAUAUGGAUUCGAUGCGUUCUUGCUAGGUCUUUCGGUCGUGAUGAUGUGUGUUUGAUCAUUGCUCAUAUCUGCUUCCUCGCUGCUUGUGGAGUGUUCAUCGCCAUUGGAGUUACUGAGUACAAUGAGGGUCUUGCUCCCAUCGUGAAGCUUGCCAUGCUCAGCAUCUUGGGCAUUGCGUUGUAUCUACUAAACCAAUGUUUUUUCAAGCUCUCGAUGGCCUUCUUCUUCCUUCGCAUCCCGAACAGACGACUGCACCGCUGGAUCAUCAUCAUCAGUGUCACAAUCUCUAUCAUCUUCAACCUCGCCCUCCUCGCCAUAUCAAUUGGCCAAUGCGGUAACAUCGCAACCAUCGACCUCAACCACCCCCAAUGCCUCAGCUGGAAGAUCCAAGGACCACUCAACUACUUCUGUGCAACUCUAAACGCCAUCGUAGACUGGAUCUUCGCCGCUCUAGCCAUCUACGUCGUCCAAGGCCUCAUGCUAGACAACAGAAGUAAAUUCUCCGUCUACGGCAUCAUCCUUCUCGCCUCAGCAGGCAGCAUCGUCAGCGUCGUCCGCAUCCCCUACAUCCCCGGUCUCCGCCUCGACAAGUCCUACUACUCCCAAGAAAAUGACGUGAUCGCCUACACCUCCCUCAUCGAAUCCGCCAUCGGCAUAAUCGUAGCCUCCAUGUCAGUAAUGCGACCUCUGAUCACCAAACUCCGCGAACGAGCCAAGAUCGCACUCUCCUCGGAUUCCAGAUCUAGAUCUUCACAGAAAAAGUCACUGCAGAAACAGGCGCCGCAGAAGAUUGAUCUGCCGCCGAGCGGAGGGAGUGUCAAGUUGUAUCAGGCGUUGCCGGAUCCUACGCCUACGCAUGUUGAGACGGAGGUUAUGAAUAUCGAGAUGGAUUACCUGAGUUCGAAGUCUAGAGAUGUUGAGAAGGGGACUGGUGCUACGGUUAUCCAAGAAGAGCGGUUCGGGACUUGA
This is a messenger RNA of Aureobasidium pullulans EXF-150, 1071 nucleotides long. RefSeq lists its product as uncharacterized. The transcript is spliced from 3 exons. Lineage: Eukaryota; Fungi; Ascomycota; Dothideomycetes; Dothideales; Saccotheciaceae. The record is from RefSeq and is a predicted model, not a curated record. Bases 1 to 1071 code for a protein of 356 amino acids.